CAAAAGAGAGAAUCAAAAAAUGGAGAAGUACGAGAAGCUGGAGAAAGUAGGGGAAGGGACGUACGGGAAGGUGUACAAGGCGCAGGACAAGACGACGGGACAACUGGUCGCCCUCAAGAAAACCCGCCUCGAGAUGGACGAGGAAGGCGUGCCCCCCACCGCCCUUCGCGAGGUUUCCCUUCUUCAGAUGCUCUCUCAGUCCCUUUAUGUCGUCCGUUUGCUCUGCGUCGAGCAUGUUGACAAGAACGGGAAGCCACUCCUCUACUUGGUCUUCGAGUAUCUCGACACCGAUUUGAAGAAGUUCAUUGAUUCUCACCGCAGGGGACCCAAUCCCAGGCCACUUCCCCCUUCCGUCAUUCAGAGCUUUUUGUAUCAAUUGUGCAAAGGGGUUGCUCACUGUCACAGCCAUGGUGUUCUUCACAGAGAUUUGAAACCCCAAAAUCUUCUGGUUGACAAAGAGAAGGGUAUACUGAAGAUUGCAGAUCUUGGCCUGGGAAGGGCAUUCACUGUCCCUCUUAAGAGCUACACACACGAGAUUGUUACUCUCUGGUACAGAGCGCCAGAAGUGCUCUUGGGAUCUACCCACUACUCAAUCGGCGUGGAUAUGUGGUCCGUUGGAUGCAUAUUUGCUGAAAUGGUACGAAGACAAGCUUUAUUUCCUGGUGACUCAGAGUUGCAGCAAUUGCUCCAUAUAUUCAGAUUGUUGGGAACACCAACUGAGGAGCAAUGGCCAGGGGUAAGUGGUUUGAGGGAUUGGCAUGAAUAUCCGCAGUGGAAACCUCAAAACUUGGCACGUGCUGUUCCAUCAUUAGAACCUGAUGGUGUUGACCUCUUAUCGAAGAUGCUCCAAUAUGAUCCGGCAAACAGGAUUUCAGCUAAGGCAGCACUGGAUCACCCUUACUUUGACAGCUUGGACAAAUCUCAAUUUUAGUUGUCUACUUUG
Molecule: messenger RNA, 943 nt
Organism: Telopea speciosissima
Lineage: Eukaryota; Viridiplantae; Streptophyta; Magnoliopsida; Proteales; Proteaceae
Product: cyclin-dependent kinase B1-1
Exons: 9
Coding region: 20-931 (303 amino acids)
Biological process (GO): signal transduction; protein phosphorylation; regulation of gene expression
Cellular component (GO): nucleus; cytoplasm; cyclin-dependent protein kinase holoenzyme complex
Molecular function (GO): ATP binding; cyclin binding; cyclin-dependent protein serine/threonine kinase activity
Source: RefSeq, a predicted model, not a curated record